AUGGCCAGCAAGAAGAAAGUCACCCAGGCAGAACUGGAGUCGGAGUUGGAAGACAGCAUCGAAUGCCUGCGACAGCUGGGUAUAGUGCUGGAGAACUACGGGGGACCCCAGCACGAAGCCAACUACUUCGAUCGGAUCAACGAACUUGUCGACCAUCUCAAGAAGAUUCACUCUAUGAAGGACGCGGUGCAGGAGACCGUUCCACUAAGUGUGAUAGAAGACUAUCUGGACAAGGGCCUGACCCCCGAGCUCUACACCAAGCACAGGCUCAAGGUGGCGGAGGCGUACAACCAGCAGGCCAAGGGGAGAAUUGACUCGCUCAAGCUGCUCCAUGACCAUGUCAGGAGCGAGGUCAAACGAAGGCUCGGGCCCUCGCCAGAGAUCAAGUUCUCUGCUGCUGGUGGGGGAGGAGAUGCACAGGCCGCCUCCAAGGAAGCGGAGGGGAAACAAGGAGGAGGGAAUGAGGAGGAAUCGAAGAUCAACGAGGGGGCUGGAAGUGGGGAGGGGCAUGAGAACGCUGGCGAGGGAAGGGGGAGGACAGAUGCAGCGGAGGAGAAGGGAGGAGGAGGAGGAGACCAGGAGAACACAUCUCAGCCCAUGCAGGAGGAUGUGCAGCAGGAAGCAGGGACGAGCGGGGUGGAUGUGAAGAAGGAGGCUGAGGGCGGUGAGGCUCCAGUUGGGGGUGGAGCAGGAGCAGAACCUGCGGCGCAGGUGAAGGUCAAGGCAGAGCCUGGGACAGAGGAGGCGAUGGAUGUUGAUCCUUCGGGAGAUCAGUGA
Guillardia theta CCMP2712 is the source of this 777-nucleotide messenger RNA. RefSeq lists its product as hypothetical. The record is from RefSeq and is a predicted model, not a curated record. Gene Ontology annotation, cellular component: mediator complex. Gene Ontology annotation, biological process: regulation of transcription by RNA polymerase II. Gene Ontology annotation, molecular function: transcription coregulator activity. Bases 1 to 777 code for a protein of 258 amino acids. Lineage: Eukaryota; Cryptophyceae; Pyrenomonadales; Geminigeraceae. The transcript has 3 exons.